Messenger RNA from Clunio marinus, 411 nucleotides. Lineage: Eukaryota; Metazoa; Arthropoda; Insecta; Diptera; Chironomidae. The record is from the annotation of a GenBank genome assembly.
AUGAGAUAUCACAAUGAGAAAUCUCAACAUGAGUCUUGUGGAAAUUGGGAGAAGCAAGAACACAACAGGAAAAAGACUUUGAUAUCGCAAUGGACGACACUUCUUCGUGUUGCAACACAUGGUGGUCUACAUGAAGCUUCGAAUGCUGUGAUAGAUUAUUUGAAUGGAAACAUAAAGAUGUUUAUCUAUGAAGUUGAAAUUCCUCAAAUCAGUUGUUUCAUUCUUUCCUUCAUUCAACUUCAUUGUUUAUUGUCACUUAAAACGAAAGACCGAAUGUGUCUUAAUCAAGAACGCAGUCGACCAAUGACAAGCAUUGAUGUAGGUCCCAUUUUCAAAGGUUCAUUGAGAAAAACUUUCAUGCUGAUAACCGAUGUUUGUUUACCAGAAAAAUCAGAAAUAUCUUCAGGGUAA